This is a messenger RNA of Branchiostoma floridae (Florida lancelet), 2189 nucleotides long. RefSeq names its product ribosome biogenesis protein wdr12-like. The transcript is spliced from 2 exons. Gene Ontology annotation, cellular component: PeBoW complex; preribosome, large subunit precursor. The record is from RefSeq and is a predicted model, not a curated record. Gene Ontology annotation, biological process: maturation of LSU-rRNA from tricistronic rRNA transcript (SSU-rRNA, 5.8S rRNA, LSU-rRNA); ribosome biogenesis; maturation of 5.8S rRNA from tricistronic rRNA transcript (SSU-rRNA, 5.8S rRNA, LSU-rRNA). Gene Ontology annotation, molecular function: protein binding. Lineage: Eukaryota; Metazoa; Chordata; Leptocardii; Amphioxiformes; Branchiostomatidae. Bases 41 to 1339 code for a protein of 432 amino acids.
CGUUUUGAUGCCAUCUAACUAGCCAGGAACGGUAGACAAAAUGGCGUCGUCCGGGCCGCACGUGCAGGCAAAGUUCUUCACAAAACAACCCCAGUUUACCGUUAGCGAGGACGUCUUCUCCGUCCCUGCGACCGUCACCACUCUAGAGCUGAACGAUCUCAUCAACGGGCUCCUGAGUUCUGCCGAUGGCGACGGGGAAAGCUUGCGGAGGGAGUUCGACUUUUUGGUCGAGGGCGAGUUCCUGCGCUUACCUCUCAACACGCACAUGCAGAACAAGGGGUUGACUGCAGAACGAGUCGUGUCUAUAGAGUUCUUGUUACGGCAGCCAGCACCAGAACCAAGCACAGCUAUCCAACAGGAAGACUGGAUAAGCAGCGUUCAAGGUAACAGAGACAGUAUCCUGUCUGGUUCCUAUGAUUCCACCGUCCAAGUAUGGACCAGAACAGGUCAGAGACUGGUCUCGGGAACUGGACAUACAGAGCCGGUCAAGGCGGUGGCAUGGGUCAAACAGGAAGCAACUGGUGGGCAGUUCCUCAGUGCCUCACAGGACCAGCUCAUAGUCCUGUGGGACUGGAAUAGGGAGGGUGGAACUGCAGUACCAAGCCUGUGCUGUAGGGGGCAUGCUCGCAGUGUGGACUGCUUGGCCACCCACCCGACUGCAGACAAGUUUGCAAGUGGCUCCUGGGACAAGAUGAUAAAACUCUGGUCCCUGGGUGAUGCAGAGGAGGAGGAGGAGGAAGAGCGUGCACGAGGCAAGAAGAAAGCAAAGCAGGAGCAGCUUGGACCGACAAGAACGCCACUGAUGACUCUACAGGGGCACAGUGAAGCUGUCACUUCAGUCACCUGGGUCGAUGACAUCACCUUGUGCAGUGCAUCAUGGGACCACACCAUCCGGACGUGGGAUGCAGAGGCUGGCAUUCCAAAAGAGACAUUAACAGGGUCCAAGGCCUUUCACUCCAUUGCGUACUCCAGUCUCAGCCACCUGCUUGCUUCUGGUAGCUCGGACAGACACGUUCGCCUCUGGGACCUGAGAAGUCAGAAGGGCGUGUUGGUGGAGUCCACACUCACAGCACACCAAGGAUGGGUUUCUGCUGUAGCCUGGUCCCCGACGAACCAGUACCACCUCACCUCGGCCUCGUACGACAAAACGCUGAAGCUUUGGGACACGCGCAGUCCACGAGCACCACUGUACAACAUGUCAGGGCACAGGGAGAAACUACUGUGCGCAGACUGGUCCAUUCCAGAUCUGUUGAUUUGUGGGGGGGCAGAAAAGCAACUGUGCACAUUCUCUUACUCUGACCAGCUGAGCAGUAUGCCUGACAGGCAACAGGGAAACUAGAGAGAUACUAAUACAAUAGUAAAGAAAGCAAAAAGAACAGUCCAGAGGCACUCGUGGAAGGAGAAAAACCUUUAACUUUCCAUCUCUAAUGUUGUCUGACGUAUCUAUAUUGUCUACCCAGAAAAAAUUAGCCAAAUUUUAUGUUAAACUGUUCCAGUCAUGUACCAGCUAUACAUGCUGUCAUUCAUGCCCUUAAAAUCCUUUUUUAGUAUACAUGUAUAUUUUUUUUAGAACUAUCACUUCUAAUUGCUUUAAUUAAAGCUAGUAUAGAUAUCAAAUACAGAGACCACAAACAUGAGCUGAAGUCAGCAGUUUAAUCAAAUUCAUUUCAGCAUGCCAAGUGUAUCCUAAGUUUAAGUCUGUGAAAACUGAUUGGAAUGAUAAUUGUUGUCUGUUUCCUUAGGAUUGUGGUACCGCAUACAUAGCAUACGUAGGUUAAUAUAACUUUCAAGAAAAAGUUAUUUAGGAAGUUGAUAAUAUUAGUGGGAUUUCAUUUUUACCAGAGGUUUUAAGUUUGAAAAAAACUCAUCUACAUAGAGGCUGUGUGGCUAGCCAAAGCCUCUUGUAGCAAAACUCUUCUGGUAAAUUAUUCUGCCUAUGAUGGCCAGUUGUCACAGACAAUAAGCUCCAGGUACCUGUACCUGAAUUUCCUGUACCGGUACCCACCCCUACUCAACAUUACAACCUGCACAGAUGAGCUUUAAUUGGCCCUUAACUAUAUAGAAAUGUUCAUACUGAAUCAUAGUAAAUCAUAGACAAAAAACUGUGUAUUGCUAUCUUACUAGUAAUAAUCUUAAUAGGGUCUAGAGUUCUGUAGACAUACUAAAUGGUUUUCCAUUUCCAUCCAAAA